This is a messenger RNA of Hyposmocoma kahamanoa, 2013 nucleotides long. RefSeq names its product alpha-2-macroglobulin receptor-associated protein. Gene Ontology annotation, biological process: regulation of receptor-mediated endocytosis. Gene Ontology annotation, cellular component: endomembrane system; endoplasmic reticulum. The record is from RefSeq and is a predicted model, not a curated record. The transcript has 7 exons. Gene Ontology annotation, molecular function: receptor antagonist activity; low-density lipoprotein particle receptor binding; heparin binding. The coding region runs from base 56 to 1153 and encodes 365 amino acids. Lineage: Eukaryota; Metazoa; Arthropoda; Insecta; Lepidoptera; Cosmopterigidae.
AUUUGAAGCACUAUCUAAUCCAACAAAUAAAUAUUACGGUGAUUUAUCUAGCAAGAUGAAAUUGCCACAAACGAUUCCUCUGAGUUUGAUCUUUGUUUCGUUGAUAAGCAUAGUAUUAAGUGAAAAUAAGUAUUCCCGUAGUGCUAAUGAGAAGAAACCAAACGAUCAAAUACCUGAUGUUAACUUCCGGACUUUAGAAAAACCGUUUAGGAUGAAUAAACUCAACAUUUUGUGGAUGAAAGCUCAACAGCGUCUCACAGAGCCUAAGCUGAAAUCCCUCUACAGUGAACUCAUGAUCCUAGAUAAGGAAGAAUUACUUCACAAACGAAUGAAGAGUGAAGGUGGUGACAAAGAUGGAAUGAAAGAAGCAAUUCUGAGGAGGAAGCUGACAAGUAUUAUGACCAUGUAUGGAUUGAGAGAACAUUUUGAAGAUUCACCUACCAGACAGAAGGAACAUGAUGCAUACAAUUCUGCCAUAGAUGACCAUAUAAAUAAGAGCCUGUUCAAAGAUAAGAAGCUGAACCAUCUGUGGUCCAAAGCAGAGGCGUCAGGGUUCACCAGUGAGGAGCUGGCAGCCCUUAAGGAGGAGUUUACGCAUCAUCAGGAGAAGAUCGAUCAAUAUUACGAUCUGCUAAGUGACGUUGAAGGUGGAAAGAAGGAUGAAUACAAAAAUGCCCUUAACGAGGAAGAAUUGGAUAAGUACAAUGAGAUCAGUUCACAACUGGAGACUAAUGAGGUCAGCAAAGACUAUUUGGACAAGGCUAACCUAGUUAGAGUAAAACACAGGGGUUUACGAGAUGGCUUCGACAAACUGCAUAGAGUUAUUUCCAAAGGACCCAACAAUAAGGAGUUUAUAGAACCUAAAGUGCAGGGUUUAUGGCGCCUUGCUACAGCUGGAAAUUUCACUGUAGAUGAAUUGGCUUCUUUAAAGGUGGAGUUACAGCACUACGAAUCCCGUCUGUUAAAGCUUCGUCACUUGCAAGCCGACCAUGUAAGCAAUCUAGAAAAGCAUCGCAGCAAGGUGGCUGCGGCGGGAGACAAAAUGGACCACUUCGACGAUCAACAACAAAUGAUCAAGAAGCACACGCGCAAAGUGCAGAAAAUGCACGAAGACCUCGAAGGCCGCAUUAUGGCUAGGCAUAAUGAACUUUAAAUUGUUAUUUUUGUGCCAAACCAACGACCCUAAAAGACCUGGCUAACCCAACACGUCUAGCCUGCGUCGAUGACAGUCAAUCCUAAAUUACAAUUUUGUGUGUGAUCGUGAUAGCAAACACUUAUCACGUUAAUCUCGACGCGUUAAUUUCGCCGUGUCUUCGAUUGGUCAAUGCAAUCAAGUGUAGGUUUAAAAAGGAAGCAAUUUAUUACUUAAUUAUAACCUUUAUAAUUACAAACUUAAUAAUUAGGUAACGUUAAUCAUGUAUGUAGAAUGUAAAGUAGAAUUUAAGGUGAUUAAGAUCUUUGGCCGGUAAGAAGCUUAGCUCAUCGAGUUUAAUGGCUUCGACUUCGUUAAUUUGCAAUAAUAUUGCAAAAUGUGCAGACGAUAAGUUUAAUUUUCUAGCAGGGGUUAGUUAGUACCAGCACGAAAAAUAUAUCUUCCUAGAGUUGUCAAUUUGAUUUCCAAAAUAGUUAUGUCUACUAGUAGCAUCUCUAUUUUUGCGAGAUUCUAUUUCCACUAAUGUUAAGCAUGCCAAGCAUGCCCUGGCAGGUAUUGUAGGAGAAAAAUUCACUUAUUGAGAUAUUAAAGAUAGUACAGAUUUGAUUAAUGUUAAGAUAUUGGUUCGGAGUCAAUUUACUUCCCUCUCUUCUUUAUCUAUAAGUUCUUCUAUGGUUGGCUUAAUGGUCUUAUCACACUUGUGCUAUGUUAUAUAAAUAUUAUCGUAAUUAAUUAUGCCCAAGCGUAUGUUAAAAUUAUUUUUUUAGAACAUAUUUUGGAUUCUUUGUUACAUAGUAUUUAUUUUUUUAAUUAUUUAGCAGCUAAACGCAAUAAAUUGUGAUCUUCCUGCAUUUAAAAUA